Messenger RNA from Zingiber officinale, 837 nucleotides. Its product is annotated as temperature-induced lipocalin-1-like. The coding region runs from base 113 to 673 and encodes 186 amino acids. Lineage: Eukaryota; Viridiplantae; Streptophyta; Magnoliopsida; Zingiberales; Zingiberaceae. The transcript has 2 exons. The record is from RefSeq and is a predicted model, not a curated record.
AUAAGACGGUGUUCCUCCGAACCUGCCGUCCUGGUGCCGCCACGUCGCCCCGCUCUGCCGUCGCCGCUAUAAAUCAAACCCCAGCUCGGCGACGAUUCAAGUAGAAUCAGCAAUGGCGAAGCAGGAGGAGAUGACCGUGAUGAAAGGGUUGGACUUGGAGCGCUACAUGGGGAGGUGGUACGAGAUCGCCUCCUUCCCCUCCCGCUUCCAGCCGCGGGACGGCCAGGACACGCGGGCUACGUACACUCUGCGGUCCGACGGCACCGUGAACGUCCUCAACGAGACUUGGAGCGGCGGAAGGCGCGGAUCCAUUGAGGGCACGGCCUAUAAGGCCGACCCCUCCAGCGACGAGGCCAAGCUCAAGGUCAAAUUCUACGUGCCACCCUUCCUUCCCAUCUUCCCUGUCGUCGGAGAUUACUGGGUGCUCUACAUCGACGACGACUACCAGUACGCGCUCAUCGGCCAGCCCUCCCGCAGUUACCUCUGGAUUCUGUGCAGACAAACCCACCUGGAUGAGGAAGUAUACAACAUGUUGGUGGAGAAAGCUAAAGAAGUGGGUUAUGACGUCCAGAAACUGCACAAGACGCCCCAAACCGAUCCUCCUCCGGAAGCCGACACAGCUCCCAGGGAUACCAAAGGCAUUUGGUGGAUCAAAUCCCUCUUUGGCAGAUGAAAUCUUCAUUUUUCCCUUUUAAUGGAGUGUCUACCGCCCCAGUUUGGAGUCGACCGUCACAUCCUUGGUCUGUAUGAUCCUAUCAAUAUAUACUGAACUAGUCACUGCGUGAGAUGUGUUGGAUAUUAUGUACAAUCGAAGUAAUAUUGGUAUCUUUGUUGAAA